Molecule: messenger RNA, 2001 nt
Organism: Fraxinus pennsylvanica
Lineage: Eukaryota; Viridiplantae; Streptophyta; Magnoliopsida; Lamiales; Oleaceae
Source: the annotation of a GenBank genome assembly
AUGGCAGAGGAGUUACAGUACGCAAGGGGAGUAGGCGAAUCAAACAAGCGCAAGUAUGAGGACCACCAGACUUCGCCGGCGAUAGGAGUGCGGAGGCCGACGGGCUUCUCUUCGCCUCCGCCCCCAUCGUACAACAGCGUUCCGCCUCCCUUGAACGAGAUCGAGUUGGCCAAGCAGAAGGCUCAGGAGAUCGCCGCCAGACUCCUUAACACUUCUGAUCCCACCAAAAGAGCCAGAGUCGAGAAUGGAGCCGGUGGAGGCUUCGAUUCCAACGAUCAGAGUUUUUUGCAAAAGCCCAUGGGAUUGGGUCUUAGUGCUCCCCCACAAGUUGCAUCAUAUGGUUAUCCAGGAGGACCAGGACAGAGUAAGAAAAUCGAGAUACCAAAUGGCAGGGUAGGUGUGAUUAUUGGCAAAGGCGGUGAGACAAUUCGGUACCUUCAGGUUCAGUCUGGUGCAAAAAUUCAAGUCACCAGAGACAUGGAUGCGGACCGAAAUUCUGCUACCAGGGAGGUUGAGCUCAUGGGUACUCCUGACCAAAUAGAAAAGGCUGAGCAGUUGAUCAAUGACGUUCUUGCUGAGGCUGAAGCAGGUGGUUCUGGCUCAGUUUCCCGUCAGCUCGGACCAUCUUCUGGAGCAGAACAGUUUGUAAUGAAGAUCGCUAAUAAUAAGGUUGGCCUUGUCAUUGGUAAAGGAGGUGACACCAUUAAAAAUAUGCAAGCAAGAUCUGGGGCUCGAAUUCAGGUGAUACCCCUGCACUUGCCACCAGGUGAUACAUCUAGAGAAAGGACGUUACAAAUUGAUGGCACCAGUGAACAGAUUGAAAUUGCAAAACAGUUGGUCAAUGAAGUCACCAGUGAGAAUCGCCUCAGAAAUCCAGCUAUGAGCGGGGGAUAUCCUCAGCAAGGUUAUCAAGCUCGACCUCCAGCAAAUUGGGGUCAGCCAGGUCCACCAAUGCAACAACUUGGUUAUGGCUAUGUCCAGCCUGGUGCGUACCCCGGUCCAUCUCCCCAUCCGAAUCAGCCGCCUUAUGCUGGUUAUCCGCCUCAACCCACAUCUGGUGGAUAUGCCACUGCCUGGGACCAAACAACUGCACCACCAAAUCAGCCGCCUGCUCAAGAAGGUGGCUAUGAUUACUAUAGCCAGCAACCACCUCCACAACAGCAAGCUCCUGGAGGUUCUGGUGCUCCUAUGGACAGUACUGCUUAUGUUUACAAUCAGCCACCAGCUUACAAUAAAGGACAAGGUUACCCCCAAGAUAACUAUGGUGGAUAUUAUGCAGGCGCCCCACAAUCUGGUUAUGGUCAGCCCCCAGCAAAUCCCGUCCCAGGCUAUGAUCAGCAGCAACAAGUUUAUAAUGCUACCUAUAGUAAUGUCUCCAAUCCAACACCCGAUGGGCACACGCCAACGUAUGGAACCCAGGGCGAUGCCAAUCAAGCACCUGCCUCUGGUCAGUUGUACAAUGCUGGUGGGCAGCCUAACCCUAAUCCCAAUUACGCCCCUCAAGGUUCGACCCAGCCAGCUUAUGGGGCACUCCCAACUUCACAAGGUGGUUUUGGAACCCAACCACCUGCCAGUUAUGGCCCUCCUCAGGCUCAAAAACCUCCAACUGGCCAGCCAGCUUACGGGCAGCAACCGCAGCAGUCGCCUAGUUCUCAAGGAGGUUAUGUUCAGCCUGGCUAUCCUCAUUCUCAGCCUUUACCUGCUCAAACGGGUUACUCUCAGACAGAUUCUGGUGCCCAGAGACCACCAUCAGCUUUCUCGACAUCCCAGGCAGGGUAUGGUCCUCCAACCUACAGUGCACCGCAACCAACUCAACCUAACUACGGGCAACAACAGCCACCACCAUAUAACAGUUCUUAUGGUGGUGGGUAUUCCCAACCUCCAGCUUACCCUGCUGAUGGCUCAAUGGGUGGUAGUGCAGUCGGGAGUUAUGAUGCAGCACCGACUUCUCAAAUUGCCCAGCAACCUAGUGGGGCUCCCAAAGCCUCGCCCCCGGCCUAA